AUGAGGGCACUUAUCAGUAUCACGCUGCAUCUGCUGGUACUCUGGUUUGUGAAGCUGAUGUUCGCGAUAGAGAGUCACAGCUCUCAUAGGGAAGUGAACCAGGAGAAAUGGGAGAGGGAUGUGAGGUCAGCCUCCAGUCUGGAUGAGUUGCUGCGGCUGACAGAUUUUCCUGACUGGAAACUCUGGAAAUGUCGUCUAAAGCUGAAGCUUUUAGAUCCCUCCUCUCACCCAGAACACCGCUCACCCUCUGCAGGCUCCCACAGAGCAACACGAUUUGCAGCUGCCUCCUAUAGCCUUGAGAUUCUGAAAGCUAUUGACGACGAGUGGCAGAAGACACAGUGUAUGCCCAGAGAGACAUGUGUAGAUGUAGCUAAAGAACUGGGGACCACAACAGCCAUGUUUUUCAAGCCUCCUUGCGUGUCUGUGUAUAGAUGUAAUGGCUGCUGCAACAAAGAGGGAGUAACCUGUAGAAACACAAGCACAACCUACGUCAAUAAAACUCUCUUAAGUGUGAUCCCAUUCAAGUAUGGACCAGAGCCAGUGCUGAUAAAAGUAGCCAAUCACACGGAGUGUAAGUGCAUGGAGCCGGCAUUAACACGCAGGCAUGCUCGGCCCCACAGGAAACAUGGGUGUUCACCUAUCCACCAGUCAGAGGAUUCCAGAAGACGCUGCGACAGUGGUCUGAUCUGGGAUUGUAUGGCAGAUCAAUGUGUUCCAUACCCCUCAAACAAACAAGCACAAUUUUAUCCCAGCACCAUGACCCCCGAUUGUGAAAUUGACGUGGAUCGAUGUGAAUGUAUCUCCAAAGAUGAGAAAAGAUGGCAAAAACAAUGCUAUUUAAACCAAACUGUCUGUACUGCAAAAAGCCAACAGUUUGACCAGGUGUCUUGCAGCUGCAAGUAA
This is a messenger RNA of Chanos chanos (milkfish), 903 nucleotides long. RefSeq names its product vascular endothelial growth factor D (gene vegfd). The record is from RefSeq and is a predicted model, not a curated record. The coding region runs from base 1 to 903 and encodes 300 amino acids. Gene Ontology annotation, molecular function: vascular endothelial growth factor receptor binding; chemoattractant activity; growth factor activity. Gene Ontology annotation, cellular component: membrane. Gene Ontology annotation, biological process: positive regulation of endothelial cell proliferation; positive regulation of angiogenesis; positive regulation of mast cell chemotaxis. The transcript has 7 exons. NCBI's taxonomy places the organism in Eukaryota, Metazoa, Chordata, Actinopteri, Gonorynchiformes, Chanidae.